Molecule: messenger RNA, 577 nt
Organism: Lingula anatina
Lineage: Eukaryota; Metazoa; Brachiopoda; Lingulata; Lingulida; Lingulidae
Source: RefSeq, a predicted model, not a curated record
CUUACUGCCGACUGAAUCAUUGCAUCAUUUGUAACUGUCAAGAACAUGUCUAUUGGAUUCGUGACAAUCCUAGUAACUGUGUGUUUGCUCGUCAUUGUUAGAAGAGUUGGCGCUGUCUGUUGCCCUCGGAUUGUGUAUGGUUAUUGCGGGGACUGUAGUUUUUCAUAUUAUGCUUGUGGAGUUGGGAGCUGUGAUCGACUGAAGUGUAACUGUGAAGGAGGAUGCAGAUCUGGUUGUGCAAAAGUGACAGUUUCAGGAUUUUGGACGAAGAAAUGCAAUUGCGAAAGUGCACGCAAGAGGUCUGCGGGCAUAAGUAUGGAUUACAGCAUUGACGCUAGUGUAGUAUUCAGUGACACUGAUACAGACAGAAAUGAGCAGCUGUCCAGAGAUGAAUACAUUCGUGCUGCAAAGAACCUGAACAGGAAUGCAAGAUCUGAGGACAUCCAUGCUGAAUUUACUGAGAAAGACAAAAACGGCGACAAUAUGAUCAGCUUGGAUGAAUUUGACACAAAAAUGUGAAUGAAACAGGCAAAAUUUAUUGCCAUAAAUAACAAUGCAUUAAUUUCAUGUAUGCCUA